AUGUUGUAUUUUUAAUGCAGGUGCCACAGCUCAGGUCUACGGUCAUCAGUCUGUUCGGUCUCUUCCCUCUGUCCGCCAUGACAUCAGUCGCUAUCAGAGAGUAGAUGAGCCUCUGCCUCCUAAUUGGGAGGCUCGCAUCGACAGUCAUGGUCGCAUCUUUUAUGUGGAUCAUGUGAACAGAACAACAACAUGGCAGCGGCCUACUGCUCCUCCGGCCCCACAGACUCUACAGAGGUCCAGCUCCAUACAGCAGAUGGAACAGCUCAACCGCAGGUAUCAGAGUAUCCGAAGGACCAUAACAAAUGAUAGCAGACAGGAGGAGCAGCCAGCCAAUGAGCUGCUUGGGGAUGAGACUGAUAUGCAUCCAUCUGUUCCAGAGCUCCGGAGGGAAAACGGUGCGGCUCAGGCCAGUUCCAGAUCUCGCAUCUCCUUGCUGCUGCAGUCCCCCACCGCCAAGUUCCUCACCAGUCCUGACUUCUUCACUGUGUUGCAUUCCAACCCUAGUGCCUAUCGCAUGUUUACCACCAACACAUGUCUGAAGCAUAUGAUCAGUAAGGUUCGUAGAGAUGCACACCACUUUGAGCGCUACCAGCACAACCGUGACCUGGUGGCUUUUCUCAACAUGUUUGCGAAUAAACAACUUGAGCUGCCCAGAGGCUGGGAGAUGAAGCAUGACCACAGCGGCAAGCCUUUCUUUGUGGAUCAUAACUGCCGUGCUACCACCUUCAUUGAUCCUCGGCUGCCUGUUCAGAGCUCUCGUCCAAGUCUUCUAUCUCACCGCCAACAUCUUACCCGACAACGUAGUCACAGUGCUGGGGAGGUCAGUCCAAGGCAACUGGUGGGUGAAGAAACGCAUCACCCUGGUCCUCCAGUCUUGCCACGACCCUCUAGUACCUUCACCUCAGCUAGCAGGGGGCAGUGCCAAGAGGUUGUACCUGUGGCUUACAAUGAUAAGAUUGUGGCUUUUCUUCGACAACCAAACAUCUUUGAGAUUUUGCAGGAGAGACAGCCGGACUUCAGCCGAAACCAUGUACUCAGGGAGAAGGUCCAGCUGAUCCGCACAGAUGGCGUUUCAGGACUGACCCGACUGUCAGGAGAUGCGGACCUUGUCAUCCUGCUGAGUCUGUUUGAAGAUGAAGUGAUGUCCUACGUCCCUCCUCAUGCCUUACUUCUCCCCAGCUACUGCCAGUCACCUCGGGGAUCCCCUGUUUCCUCCCCCCAGAACUCACCAGGAACUCAGCGAGCCAAUGCCAGAGCCCCAGCUCCUUACAAGAGAGACUUUGAGGCAAAACUCCGCAACUUCUACAGAAAACUGGAAACUAAAGGCUAUGGUCAAGGCCCUGGAAAGCUAAAAGUGACUAUCCGUCGGGACCAUCUCUUGGAAGAUGCUUUCAACCAGAUCAUGUGCUAUUCCCGGAAGGACCUGCAGCGCAGCAAGUUCUAUGUCAGUUUUGUUGGGGAGGAGGGCUUGGACUACAGUGGGCCUUCUAGGGAGUUCUUCUUCCUGGUUUCCAGGGAACUGUUCAACCCAUAUUAUGGUCUGUUUGAAUAUUCAGCCAAUGACACCUACACCGUUCAGAUCAGCCCCAUGUCGGCCUUUGUAGACAAUCACCAUGAAUGGUUCCGUUUCAGUGGCCGCAUUCUGGGUCUGGCUCUGAUCCAUCAGUAUCUGCUGGAUGCCUUCUUCACCAGACCCUUCUAUAAAGGCCUUCUGCGCAUUCCCUGCGAUCUGAGUGACCUGGAAUAUCUGGAUGAGGAGUUCCACCAGUCUCUCCAGUGGAUGAAGGACAAUGAUAUAGAAGACAUGCUUGACCUCACCUUUACUGUCAAUGAGGAAGUGUUUGGACAGAUCACAGAACGGGAGCUGAAACCUGGUGGAGGGAACAUCCCAGUCUCAGAGAAGAACAAGAAAGAGUACAUCGAGCGGAUGGUGAAGUGGAGGAUAGAGCGAGGAGUCGUCCAGCAGACUGAAAGCCUGGUCAGAGGUUUUUAUGAGGUGGUGGAUGCGAGAUUGGUGUCUGUGUUUGAUGCCAGGGAGCUGGAGCUGGUCAUUGCUGGCACUGCUGAGAUUGACUUAUCAGACUGGAGGAGCAAUACUGAAUACAGAGGAGGUUACCAUGACAACCAUAUUGUUAUCCGGUGGUUCUGGGCUGCAGUGGAGAGGUUCAACAAUGAGCAGAGAUUACGACUCUUGCAGUUUGUGACAGGAACAUCAAGCAUUCCAUACGAGGGCUUCGCUUCACUGCGUGGCAGUAAUGGACCACGCAGGUUCUGUGUGGAAAAGUGGGGAAAGAUCACCUCACUGCCCAGAGCUCACACAUGUUUCAAUCGAUUGGACCUGCCACCAUACCAGUCCUUCUCUAUGUUGUAUGAUAAGCUGCUGACUGCUGUGGAAGAGACCAGCACCUUUGGGCUAGAAUGAGAUGCUGUCUUUGUCUGGCCCAGUUUUCUAUAGCACUUUUUAACCUGCUUUUGGUAAAGAGAAGAGGCCAUGCUAGAAGAGAAGACAUUGCCCUUUCGUCAGUCUUCAGCAUCCCCAAAACUGUUUUUUACUCAAAGGGUGAUUUAAAAGCCUUGAUUGGUGAAAACCUAAUGACCCAGUUUUAAAGCAUUUAGUUAAAAAGCACCGUCUGGUAACGUUCAGUGAUUGGUUGGUAGGCAACAUCAAGUCCAAGACCUCAGUCAAAAACGAGAAAGACCGAUUAGAAUAUACUUUACUACUCAGUCUGAAAAUGACUUUGCCUCAGAUAUUUUAAAUCAAGACUGAGCUUUUGAAAUGACUCCACUGAAAAAGUAAAUGCUUUAUGUUGCACUCCUAUAUUUUGCACGCUUUCACUUGUAACACUAGAGAAAUGAAGCCCUGCACUGCCUUCAGGACUGACAUCAGUGCUGCCAAGCCCUGACCAUUCAGACACCUCUUUUUACACAUUACAGAAGGGAAGUAAGUUUUUUGUUUCAAAAGCUAAGUUUUUUUUUUCUUUUUAUGGUUUGAAUGACUUAUCAAAAUACAAGACUGCCCAGCAAAAGCAAUUCCAAGUACAGCAACUAUUUGGAGCUGCCCAAUUUAGAAACUGCAUGUGUAGAUUUCAAAAGCAUUUAGAGUUCUUUAUGCUGUAUCUCAAACAUUUGUGGGAAUUUCUAAUUGAACCUAAAAGCUAACAGUUAAUUUUGGAUUCUAGUUAGGAGAUUUUGUAUUAAAUUUCAGUAUUUUCCAUGACAAUAGAGGAUUUUCUUUCUCGGAAGGAUCUGAAUGUAACCAGCCUUAGCCUUCAAAAUAAUUAAUUACCAUAUAAUUGUGUUAAUUGGUUGAAGUGAACAUUAGAUGGAAUUUGAAGUUUCUUAUGUCAUGAUGUAUAACCUCCUUUCCAUUAGAUUUAAAACUGUCUUAAUACAUCCUUCAGUGUGUUAUACACACUAUUAAUCAACUGUAAAAAAUUUGAUCUUCAACAAAGCAAAUGCUGGGAUUGCCUUUGGAAGAAAUGAGUGCAUUGUGAAUUAUUUAACAGGAAAACAAGCUACAGUUAGAGACGGACAUCAAAAGCAUUGAUUAACUGAUACAUCAAUGUAUCAGUUAAACACCGUCUGGUACAUGGUUGUCUAUAUUUUCAACCAUGUAAUUCGCUUAGAGCUACAGACAACAGCUGCAGUCUCUAAAUCUCAGGAUCAUAAGAUAUUUUCAAAAUAUAAAUGUGGAAUAAUUUUAUUUUUGAAAAGUUUGAUUUUCACUGAGAUCAAAAGUAAUAAGAAAAUUUUAUUGUUUUAGGAAAUGUUUAAUUUCAUCCUGUCACAGCCAUGUUGUGAGAAGAAGCAAACAUAUUUAAUUCCAACUUUAUGAGCAAAAGUACACUUGAAGUUCAUCAUUCAAUUUGUGGAGAAAAUCAUCCACAAACUAAAAUCUUUAAAGUGGCUAUGUCAUUUGAAACCCUUCUUUUUCAUAUCCAAAUACUUCUCUUAUAAAGUAGACCUGCAAUGCUUUGGUCUGAAUUACUCAUUUUAGCUCCACAUACCCUGUUCUGAAGCACCUUUUAAAGCAACUUGUUUUGCGGUUUGUUUUCUCGGGGGGCGGGGGUUAAUGUGUAUUAGACAUUUCAUGCCCUGCUCCUUCUUCCUUCAUUGUGUGUUCCACUCCACGCCAUUCUGCCCUGUUUGUAGUUUUGAUUCCAGCAAUACAGUUAUUUACCAAUAGAUACACUUUUUAUUCCCAAGUUUAUUAAAGGUGUCAACAACAGAAGAUUUGCCCAUCCAGCCUUCCAUGCUGGAGCCAGAGUCUGACCCGGAGCAGGAUAAUGGGGAAAACAAACCACCAGAGCCUUUCCUUCAGAUGAAUACAUUGCAAUGGUGUAAUUUUCUAUUUACACUUUCUCCAUCCAUACCAACUACCUACAAUAUGGAGCGUAAUUUAACCAUAAUGUCCAUGCAUGUCAUUAAAAUUCUAAUGCAACCAACAAUAUUGAUAAAGUCAGCAAAUGCUCGACAUAAUUAAUGAGUUAGCUAACAGGAUGUGUUCUCCAAGA
This is a messenger RNA of Poecilia latipinna (sailfin molly), 4514 nucleotides long. Its product is annotated as E3 ubiquitin-protein ligase HECW2-like. Lineage: Eukaryota; Metazoa; Chordata; Actinopteri; Cyprinodontiformes; Poeciliidae. Gene Ontology annotation, molecular function: protein binding; ubiquitin protein ligase activity. The transcript is spliced from 20 exons. Gene Ontology annotation, biological process: regulation of dendrite morphogenesis; ubiquitin-dependent protein catabolic process; protein ubiquitination. The annotation marks the transcript as partial. Gene Ontology annotation, cellular component: cytoplasm. The record is from RefSeq and is a predicted model, not a curated record.